This is a messenger RNA of Melopsittacus undulatus (budgerigar), 2988 nucleotides long. RefSeq names its product spermatid perinuclear RNA binding protein (gene STRBP). Lineage: Eukaryota; Metazoa; Chordata; Aves; Psittaciformes; Psittaculidae. The record is from RefSeq and is a predicted model, not a curated record. The transcript is spliced from 18 exons. Gene Ontology annotation, molecular function: single-stranded RNA binding; double-stranded RNA binding. The coding region runs from base 267 to 2264 and encodes 665 amino acids. Gene Ontology annotation, cellular component: precatalytic spliceosome.
GCUCGCCGCUGCGGAGCCGGAGGAGCCAGGACGGGGCCGCGGAGCCGGGACGGGGCCGCGCCGGGGGCAGCGCCGGAGCCGGCGGCGGGCGGGGUGAAUUGCAGACAGUGACUCCCAGAGCAUCUUGGCUGUAUGAACUCUUGAGCUGUCAAGGGACUGAGAGGCUUAUGAAGAGGUUCUGUCAGGCAAAACAGUGCUUAGCCAAGACACCAAGGAGGAGGGAAAAGGAGAAAGGGAGGGAGAGAGAGCUGAAACACUAACAAACCAUGAGAUCUAUCCGAUCUUUUGCUAAUGAUGACCGCCAUGUAAUGGUGAAACAUUCAACCAUUUAUCCAUCUCCAGAGGAACUUGAAGCUGUCCAGAACAUGGUAUCAACAGUAGAAUGUGCCCUUAAACAUGUCUCUGACUGGAUGGAUGAAAAGAACAAGUCUACAAAAUGUGAGGGUGAUGUGGAAGCAAAGGAGGAAGCUGCAGAAAGCAAUGCCAAGGAUCAAGGUGGUCGGACGCUGUGUGGUGUUAUGAGAAUUGGCUUGGUUGCAAAGGGCUUGCUGAUUAAAGAUGAUAUGGAUCUGGAGCUGGUGCUCAUGUGCAAAGAAAAACCCACAAAGACCUUGUUAUGUAUAGUUAAAGACAAUCUCCCAGCUCAAAUUCAGAAACUUACAGAAGAGAAGUAUCUCGUGGAGGAGCAUGUAAACGAGGCAGCUAUUGUUAUUCAUAACACAAAGGAGCCCAAGCUGACUUUGAAGGUGAUACUUACAUCCCCUCUCAUUCGAGAUGAAGCAGAGAAGAAGGAAGGAGUAGACAAUGUUGCGAUGAAAGAUCCUCCGGACUUAUUGGACAGGCAGAAAUGCCUGGAGGCCUUGGCGUCUCUGCGGCACGCCAAAUGGUUUCAGGCCAGGGCAAAUGGACUAAAAUCAUGUGUAAUUGUCCUACGUAUUCUGCGGGAUUUGUGCAACAGAGUCCCCACAUGGGCACCACUGAAAGGAUGGCCACUCGAGCUUAUAUGUGAAAAAUCUAUAGGUACUUGUAAUAGACCUCUGGGUGCUGGGGAAGCAUUGCGACGAGUGAUGGAGUGCUUGGCAUCUGGAAUUCUGCUUCCUGGAGGCCCUGGUCUGCAUGACCCCUGUGAACGGGAGCCAACAGAUGCUCUGUCGUAUAUGACAGUUCAACAAAAAGAAGCCAUUACGCACAGUGCACAGCAUGCCCUCAGAUUAUCAGCCUUUGGUCAGAUCUAUAAGGUUUUGGAAAUGGACCCCCUCCCAUCAAAUAAGUCCUUUCAGAAAUAUUCCUGGUCAGUAACUGACAAAGAAGCAAAUCCAUAUUACAAGGAAAUUUAUACCGUAGGUACAGGCUCCUCUGCUCUUAAGAGGCCAUUUGAAGAUAGUGUUGGGGAUGAUAAAGAUCCGAAUAAAAAGAUGAAGCGUAAUCUGAGGAAAAUACUAGAUAGUAAAGCAAUAGAUCUCAUGAAUGCUCUGAUGAGGCUGAACCAAAUCAGGCCAGGGCUUCAGUAUAAGCUGCUGUCACAGUCUGGUCCAGUCCAUGCCCCAGUCUUCACAAUGUCUGUAGAUGUUGAUGGUACAACAUACGAAGCAUCAGGACCUUCUAAGAAAACAGCCAAGCUCCAUGUGGCAGUGAAGGUUUUACAAGCCAUGGGGUAUCCAACUGGGUUUGAUGCAGACGUGGAGUGUAUGAGUUCUGAUGAAAAAUCAGAUACUGAAGGUAAAAGUGAAACCACAUCUUCAGUCUCAAGCAAUAAUACUGGAAAUUCCACAGCUGACACCUCCGCUACCCUAGAGGUAAGAACUCAGGGUCCUAUACUCACAGCAAGUGGCAAAAACCCAGUGAUGGAGCUCAACGAAAAAAGAAGAGGUCUGAAGUACGAGCUCAUCUCCGAGACAGGCGGAAGCCAUGACAAACGCUUUGUGAUGGAGGUAGAAGUAGAUGGGCAGAAGUUCAGAGGCGCAGGCCCAAAUAAGAAAGUAGCAAAAGCAAGUGCUGCAUUAGCAGCACUUGAAAAACUGUUUUCUGGGCCUAAUGCAGCAAACAACAAGAAAAAGAAGAUUAUUCCUCAGACUAAAGGAGUUGUCAAUACAGCUGUUUCUGCAGCAGUCCAGGCUGUUCGAGGCAGAGGACGAGGCGCUUUAACACGAGGAGCAUUUGUUGGAGCAGCUGCUGCUACUGGCUACAUAACACCAGGCUACGGAGCACCGUAUGGGUACAGUACAGCCGCACCAGCUUACGCCAUAUGCACUUGUAUAAAAUAAGCAGAAAUGUAGUGACUCUAAGCUGAGAUCGUGAUAUAAAGGUAAGAGAUUUUAUUUUCAGCUUAAAGAAUAUUUUUAUUGUGUUUUUCCUAAAAAUCUCCUAUACCUUGACAAUCUUGUAUAUGGCACGUGUUUAUUAUGUCUUGUUUAACUAAAUGUUUGAACAGGUAAUACCUAGGUCUGAAUGCCAACUUUGCCUUUUUCAAGGCCACUUCAAAUACUACCAUUUAGUUAGCAAAGAAAGUAUUACUUAUUACUUUUAAAAAUUUGUUUGAUUUUAUCAACAGACUGUUCUCCUUCAAGUAUUUUUCUCUUGUGUAGCAUAAAAAGCUGUAUUGAUACUGCUGUGUCAGGCCCUGCAUUCCUUGCAUACCUGUGGAAAACACUGGGUAGGUACCAAAGCCACUGCCAUGGCCUGCACUGAAUCCGCCCCCUGGUUAUAGGUAUGUGAAAUGAAAAUGAGAAGCGGCAUGUGUGAUACUAUCUAAGUAACAAGGAGAGAAAUUAAUUCCCUUAACUACUAGAGCUAACCUCCAAAUAAAGAAUGAAAGACUUUGAUGAUACUGCAGUUAAAAUCUGCAGAGAUCAAAUGACAUUAGGCCAAAUUAAUCCAUGAAGCAGCCAGGUUUGCUUUCCUCCUGUGGGCGCAGUGGGAGGAGAGGAAGGCAGGCGGGCAGUGAUUGCACUCGGCAUGAAUCAUUUGCUGAGCUGUGGUUCUAAAGCU